Messenger RNA from Cloeon dipterum, 975 nucleotides. RefSeq names its product anaphase-promoting complex subunit 11. The record is from RefSeq and is a predicted model, not a curated record. Bases 146 to 751 code for a protein of 201 amino acids. Gene Ontology annotation, biological process: anaphase-promoting complex-dependent catabolic process; positive regulation of mitotic metaphase/anaphase transition; protein ubiquitination. Lineage: Eukaryota; Metazoa; Arthropoda; Insecta; Ephemeroptera; Baetidae. The transcript has 3 exons. Gene Ontology annotation, molecular function: zinc ion binding; cullin family protein binding; ubiquitin protein ligase activity. Gene Ontology annotation, cellular component: anaphase-promoting complex; nucleus.
CAGUGCUCUCACUGCUUCCACAUCCACUGCAUCAUGAAGUGGCUCAAUUCCAAUCAAGUACACAGUCUUUGCCCGAUGUGCCGCCAAGAGUGGAAAUUCAAGGAAUAAAUUGAUUUUAUAUCUAGUACUCAAAUUAAGGUGAAAAAUGUCGUCUCCUCCUUCAUUGCCAUUCACCUUGCCUCCCUUGCCGAAGAGUUUGAGUGGAGCCUUGGACAAGGACAAUCUCGUACUCUUGCAGGAAGAGAUGGUGAAGCAGCAGCAGCCAGCCCGGCAGCGUCCCAUUCCUCCGCCAAGGAAUCCUCCUCCUGCACCCCCUCGAAAUCCUCCUCCUCCGAGACCGAGUCAGAAGAGGCACGCUCCUGCUCCUCCUGUACCACCACCCCCAAUCGGCCUUCAGCACCAAAGCUCUUCCUCUCGCCUGCAAGUCAAUCCAAUCAGGGUGACGUCCUCCCUUGAUGCUCAACUGGCAGUUCUCAGACAGGAAAUGGUUGGACUGCGGCAGCUGGAUCUUUCACUUCUAUCGCAGCUUUGGGCGCUGAAUGAAAACAUUCAGGAGUUCCGUGCGAUGCUGCAGGAGCAAGAUGAAGCAACGCUGUCGCCACCGUCGGCCGACGAAAACGACGAAAUGUUCCGCCUGGCCCCCUCUGCCGGCAUCCGAUUCCCAGGGGGGACAACCCUCACAGCAGUACCUGAGCAAUAUAUACUUUCGAGCAGCUCUUCAGAGUCAAGUGUCGAAUUUGGUAACGUGUGAAUCCUGACAGAAAACAAAUGAACACGAGAGUGAUAAUGCGGGUGCAAUGUAUAAUGAAUCUAUUAAAUAACCUCCUAUUUCAUGGAAUUAUAAUUCCUCUCAAGUCCUUGCCAUGUUAGAAUUAAAAAAAAACACGUCUGUAUUCACACGUGUUGAAUUAUAAAAUCAUUAAAAUGUUACUCAAAAUGAUGUGUAAUAAAACGAACUUACAUUCCCUAUGACAA